Messenger RNA from Paraglomus brasilianum, 555 nucleotides. Lineage: Eukaryota; Fungi; Glomeromycota; Glomeromycetes; Paraglomerales; Paraglomeraceae. The record is from the annotation of a GenBank genome assembly.
AUGGCUUCACACCGCAGACGGAUCGAGACUGAUGUUAUGAAAUUACUUAUGAGUGAUUAUGAAGUCACACUAGUGAAUGAUAAUAUGCAAGAGUUUUAUGUGCGUUUCCACGGACCAGAAGACACGCCAUUUACUGGAGGCGUAUGGAAAGUCCAUGUUGAGCUUCCGGAUCAAUAUCCAUAUAAAUCACCGUCGAUUGGAUUUAUGAAUAAGAUAUUCCAUCCUAAUAUCGAUGAACUGAGUGGAUCCGUAUGUCUCGAUGUGAUUAAUCAAACAUGGAGUCCAAUGUUUGACAUGAUCAAUAUCUUUGAGGUGUUCCUCCCUCAGCUUUUGAGAUAUCCAAACCCCACUGAUCCAUUGAAUGGGGAGGCGGCUGCUUUAUUGAUGCGAGAACCACAAACAUAUGACAACAAAGUCAAAGAAUACGUAAGUCGAUUCGCCACAAAGGAAGCAGCUGAAGCAGCAACGGAUGAAAGCUCUUCCGAUGAGGAGGACGAAGUAAGUUCGGUAGAGUCAUAUACAGACGAAGACGUUGCGCAAGAAAUGGAAUUCUGA